AAUGUUAAAAACCAAAGGCAGGGCUAAAACAGAAAUGUACCCAACACCCAACAAGGUAAAAACCAGAGCCAAAGCCAAAGCCAAAGCCAAAAUCCCCAACAAUCAGCAGCAGCAGCGUGUGCUCUCCACUCUCAACUCUCAACUCUCAAUUCUCAAUUCUCAAUUCUCAACUCCCAUGGCUACAAGCAGCAGCUGCAGUUCCCCUUAUACCAACGGAUCAUCUCCAAUAACGACAAUAGCUCAAGACCAUCUCUUCUCCAUCUUACUCCUCUUACCUUUGGACUCCAUUUUUUGCUUUGCUCUAACUUGUAAGAAGUUCAGGUCCCUCACUUACUCAGACUCUUUAUGGGAAUCACUCUGCCGAAGAGAUUGGGGAAACUCCACCAUUGAUGCACUCAGAUCCUUUGAUGUUGACGGUAAACAACAACAAUUUCCUUGGAAGAAGCUCUACCAGCAAAUCUACCAAUUGGACUCUGUUUACUGUCGCAGACUGUUGACGCAUCCACAAGGAGGAGAAGAGCUGCUUCUUCCUCGACCUAGAGCUUCUCAUUCUCUCAAUUUUGUUUCUGGUUGUCUUGUUCUCUUCGGCGGCGGCUGCGAGGGAGGAAGGCAUCUGGACGAUACAUGGGUAGCAUACGCUGGCAAUAACUUCAAGAGAAUAUUGGAAUGGAAUAAGAUUGAAUCAGGGGUACCAAGUGGCCGCUUUGGGCAUUCAUGUGUCGUGAUUGGCGAUUGUCUAGUGCUUUUUGGAGGAAUAAAUGAUCAUGGGGCCCGCCAAAAUGAUACAUGGAUUGGCCAAGUAGCGGUACACGAUGCAUUUGGUAUCACAUUAUCCUGGAGACUACUUGAUGUCGGUUCCAUUGUGCCUCCACCAAGAGGCGCUCAUGCUGCAUGUAGCAUGGAUAAAAGGAGGAUGCUGAUUCAUGGAGGGAUUGGUUUGUCUGGCUUGCGAUUGGGAGAUACAUGGGUAUUGGAACUGUCCGAGAAUCUUCAUCUUGGAGUUUGGCAAGAAACUGUGACUCAUCCAUCUCCUCCAUCUCGCUCUGGACAUACAUUGACUCCUGUUGGAGGAAACCAAACAAUUUUGUUUGGUGGGAGAGGUUUAGGCUAUGAGGUGCUUAAUGAUGUAUGGCUGUUUGAUACAUCUGAUGGUCACUGGAGAUGGGUACAGUUACUAUUUGACUUGCAAAAUAUACCCCAAGGAUUGACCCUGCCAAGAGUUGGUCACUCGGCUAAUCUCAUCAUAGGUGGACGAUUGCUAAUUUAUGGAGGAGAAGAUUCCUACAGACACAGGAAAAAUGACUUCUGGGUGUUGGAUAUCAGCUCAGUGACGUCCAUUAUGCAGUCUGGGUCUCCUCCAAGCCCAGAUAGAUCAAUGACCAAGUUGUGGAGACGGCUCAAGUCCAAAGGUGACAACCCUUGCGGCAGAUCAUUUCACCGAGCUUGUGUGGAUCCUUCAGGUCGUAAUCUAUACAUCUUUGGUGGCAUGGUAGAUGGUUUACUUAAUCCUGCUGAAUCCUCUGUGUUGAGGUUUGACGGGGAGUUAUUUCUUGUGGAGCUUUUGCUUCAGUGCUAGUGAAUUGGAAGGAGAUUAUUGGAAAAUUAAGUAUGUGGUGAUUCCAAAAUGCUGCUGUUUUACAUGGCAAUGAAUGUAGUGUAAAUAUCAGUCCUACCAGUGAGAAGGAAGUUAGCAGUUAGUGGGGUGCUUUAUAUAGUAAAAGAUCUAAGGUGGUAUUGUAAUUUGGUUUAAGCAUUGCAUCUGAAGAAUUGUUAAGGUAUGUUUCUGCUCUUGUAGAGGAAGUUAGUGUUAACCAAGACAUCAAGUGAUGCACGAUACCAGCCCCGAGCUUUUCACGAUCCAGGAAAGCCCUCUACAAACUACCUGUAAAUUUCUAGUUCAGGACUGAAAUUUAGUCUUUUAGACCAGAUUUAGCUUCACAUAUGAUUAGUUCUGAAUUUUGAUGUAUUGUGUACAUCUUGAUCUUUACUGGCUAGUAUUGUACUAUU
Solanum stenotomum is the source of this 2007-nucleotide messenger RNA. Its product is annotated as F-box/kelch-repeat protein At1g51550. NCBI's taxonomy places the organism in Eukaryota, Viridiplantae, Streptophyta, Magnoliopsida, Solanales, Solanaceae. The coding region runs from base 2 to 1576 and encodes 524 amino acids. The transcript has 2 exons. Gene Ontology annotation, molecular function: protein binding. The record is from RefSeq and is a predicted model, not a curated record.